AACAACUGUCAGUCGAUUGUUGCCAAUAUCUGAAAUAAGAUUUAAAUUUACUUAACGGAAGAUGUUCUCGUUACUUGGAUUAAAACUAAUAUUGCCAACAUUGUUUUGCUUAAGUGUAUAUGCGAAAUUUCCUACAGAUCCAAAACCUUGUAGCCAUGGUGACACAGAAUGUGUGGCUAAACUGAUUGAAUUUUUCAUUCAUGAAAAAAGUCAAGGAGAUGCUUCAAUUAAUCUGGCCGGCAUUGAUCCUUUGCAAAUAAAGGAAAUCCACAUUAAACAGGGUGCAGAAAGUCCGGUCAAUAUCGAAUUGGAUUUCAAGGAUAAUCAGAUUAUUGGUCUAAAAGAUGCCAAAGUAGUCAAAGUUAAAGGCUUUGGCAAAGAUCUUACAAAGAAACAUGAUAUCCAUUUGGUAGUACCUCAGAUCGAUUUAGUAGGUAAUUACAAGGUAGAUGGCAAAAUCUUGAUUUUACCCAUUUCCGGAAAGGGCACCAACAACAUAACUCUAUUUAAUACCGAUCUGAGAAUACAAUUCACUGGUGUAUCCAUGGAAAAAGAUGGCUCUACCUAUAUGAACAUUGAAAAGUUCCGUCUGGAUUUGGAUCCCAAGGGAAUGCAUUUUAAAAUUGACAAUUUAUUCAAUGGCGACAAAGCCUUAGGCGACAAUAUGAAUUUGUUUUUGAACGAAAAUUGGCAGGAUAUUUUUCGGGAAAUAAAAGCUUCAAUCACCUCGGCAUUUGGUCAAAUAUUUCAAAGUGUUAUAUCGCAUGUAUUCACCAAAUAUCCUUACGAUAAGUAUUUUGUAGAAUAAACUAUUGAUGAUUUAUUGCAUACAUAUUUAUAAUACGAGUAAUUUUAAUAAAACAUGCGGCUGUGAUGAAAUCAUGGUCUGAUGCAUAA
Messenger RNA from Stomoxys calcitrans (stable fly), 897 nucleotides. Its product is annotated as protein takeout. NCBI's taxonomy places the organism in Eukaryota, Metazoa, Arthropoda, Insecta, Diptera, Muscidae. The transcript has 4 exons. The record is from RefSeq and is a predicted model, not a curated record. The coding region runs from base 62 to 808 and encodes 248 amino acids.